AAUAGGAGGCCAUAGGACAAGUCUUUCAGUAAUGACUUUUAAAAUCAGUUGUUGAGGUUAAAAACGGGGUCGUGGUUUUCUCUGCGGCGUUUCGCACGUUUGCCAUCAUACUCGGUUCUUAACUUUCUAGACCCUUCCCCCCCUUAACUCGCGCACCCUUCUGCCCUCUUCCAUUCUGCUUUCUCGUCCCCUUAUUCCAGCAGUUCUCAACUUCGGGGUCACGGCCCCUGUCGGGGGUCCAAUGGCCCUCUCACAGGGGUCACAUAUCAGAUAUCCUGGAUAUCAGAUACUUACGUCAUGAUUCAUAACAGCAGCAAAAUUAUAAUUAUGAAGCAACAUUGGGAGUCAUGACAUGAGGAACUGCAUUCAAGGGUCCCAGCGUUAGGAAGCCUGAGAACCACUGUUUUACUCCUUAGUCCUCGCUUUCCCUCCCCACAAGUUCUCUUCCUCUUUUUCUCGGGUCACGGUCCCCCUGCUACUCCCACCACGCGCAUGCGCACACUUAAACCAACGUUCCACGUGAGAGGAAACACGGUGUUUGUCUUUCUGGGUUUGGCUCAUUUUGUGUAGCCUAACUAUCUCCAGCUGUGUUUCACUCACCCUGGGCGUCAUGAUUUAUUUAUUUAUUUUUCCUUACAGCUAAAUGGAAUUCCGUUGUAUGUGCCCGCCACGUUUUCUGUAUGUGCCCGUUUGUUUGAUGGGCAUCUAGGCUGCUCCGUUUCCUGGCUAAUGUAGAUCUUGAAGCAACAAUGUGGAUGUAGAAGCAUCUCUGAGAAGAACUCCUGGUGGGGCAAAGACAUGUAGCAUGGACAUCGUCAAAUGAACAGGAGGAGCUACAAGGAAAUAGUUUAAAGAGGAUUGGGAUAGAGCGGUGAAAACAGCUUUUUCUGUGGAGUUGAAUGAUGGGCAUUUUUAGUUGAAGAAGCAGGGUUGGGGGAGGGCAUUCUUAUUCAUCACAAGGAACACACUUCUUGCUAUUUUUUUCCCUCAAAGGAAAGAAACUGCUUCUCAGUCUUCUGUGAUAGAUGGCAGAUACCUCGAGGGAGCCUCUAGGAUGGGGCACUGACAACAUCCAUAGUGCAGAAGGAGGCAGAUGAGGACCCAGGGGUCAAAAUUGUGAUCCAUCUGGAUAAGCCUGGAUUCAAAUCUGAAACAAGCUAACACACAGACCAAAGGAAGGAACAAAAAAGUUUUCUAAUAAUAUAGAACAUUUAUGGUGUGUAUGUAGACCCUAGAUUUUCAAAGCACUUCUUUACUGUUCAACAAGAAAGGUCAGAUCCACAAGACUAAAGGGCCAGACCAACGUCUUGAAACAAACAGCUGAGCUAUAGUUGAAAGAAAGAUGACAUCAUUUCUAAUCCAGAGACGUUCAGUUUAUGGAAGAGAAAAAUAAGAAUGAAAGACUGGAGAAAAUAGAAUUGAAUAAUAAAAUAGUUGAUUUAUGAUUACUUGAAGGAUGCUGUGAAUAUCCAUCAUCAGAUGCCCUGAAUUGUCUCCUGCUACUGUGCAGGUCAAAGGCUAUGGGAAGCUUCAACACCAGUUUGGAUAAAGGUUUCGUUUUGGUGGGAUUCUCAGACUGGCCUCAGCUAGAACUCAUUCUUUUUAUCUACAUUUUGAUUUUCUACUCCUUAACACUCUUUGGCAACACCACCAUCAUUGCUCUGUCACAACUGGACCUUCGAUUACACACACCCAUGUACUUUUUCCUCUCCCAUCUCUCCUUCCUGGACCUCUGCUACACCACCAGCACUGUGCCCCAGCUUCUAAUCAAUAUUGAGGGGCAUGACCAUACCAUCACGUAUGGAAGGUGUGUGGCCCAGCUCUUCAGUGUCCUUGCCCUGGGCUCCACGGAGAGUAUGCUUCUAGUGGUGAUGGCCUUUGACCGCUACGCUGCUGUGUGUCGUCCACUCCUCUACACCACCAUCAUGCAUCCCAUUCUGUGUCAGGCGUUGGCCAUGUCAUCAUGGGCAGCAGGCCUCGUCAACUCUCUGAUCCAGACAGGCCUCAUGAUGGCCAUGCCUCUCUGUGGCCAUCGGCUGAAUCACUUCUUCUGUGAGAUGCCUGUGUUCCUCAAGUUGGCUUGCAAGGACACGGCUGGAACAGAGGCCAAGAUGUUUGUGGCGAGAGCCAUAAUCUUGGUUUUCCCUGCGACAUUGAUUCUAGGAUCCUAUGCACACAUUGCCAGGGCUGUGUUGAAGGUCAAGUCAAUAUCUGGCCGCAGAAAAGCUUUUGGGACUUGUGGGUCACACCUCCUUGUGGUUUCCAUGUUUUACGGCUCAACCAUCUACACGUACUUGCAACCAAAUGACAGUUAUUCUGAGAAUGAGGGAAAGUUUGUUGCUCUUUUUUAUACUAUCGUCACCCCCAUGCUCAACCCUCUGAUCUAUACCCUGAGGAACAAGGAUGUGAAGGGGGCUCUGUGGAAGGUGCUAGGGAGAGGCACAGACUCAAGGUAGUAAAUAAAUAAAUAAAUAAAUAAAUAAAUAAAUAAAUAAUUUCUUUCUGCCAUGGCUCCAGGAUACCUGAGCCCUUUGGUCAGUCUAGAAAACAAUCCUUAUUGACUUGUGGAGAAGAAAAGUUUUGUUGAAAAAGAGAGGGAGAUGAAAAAAGAUAACGUUAAAGAUAAUUUUGAUAAAAUGAUCAAAGUUCAAUAUAUAUAUUUAUGAAGCUGCCAAAAAUAAUAAAUCUGCCCUCAGUAGACACCAGGCUUGGUGUUUUCUUUGGAAGAAGCUGAAAGUGAGGUGUUCCUAUGGUGCAUGUUAGGUAAAUGUCUGGUCAUUGCUCAGCAUUGUAACACGGCUUCCCACUCACCCCCCCCACACACACACAAACUGUAGUUUGGAAGAGUGCGCUGUGAGGGGCUGUGGAGGGGGUGUCUGAGAGUGAGAGAAUUAACUCUGAAUGGCUCUCUGCAAAGUCAUGCUGCUGCAUAGUUGGCAGUAUGACCCAAGGCAGAGGACAUGAGUUUACUGGUUUUUUCUUUUGUUUUUGUUUUUAAUUUUUUGAUGAUCCUGUCAGAUUCUUGCUGUAGGAGAGUCCACUUCAAAGGUUUCUUACACUGUUUAUUAUUUCGUGAUACUUGGAGAAAGUGAUCAGAUCAUAAACAGAGCUGCUUUAUAGAAUUUGUGACUUUCAGACACGAGUUCAUUUACUUAAAUGCAGAAAUCUCAAAGCCUGCCUCUAGUGACACACCUCCUCCCAUAAAGCCACACCUCCUGAUUCUUCCCUAAAAGUUUUAUCAAAUGCAGACCAUGUAUGCAGAUCCAUGUACCUAUGAGGGCUAUUCUCAUUCAGAGCACCACAGCUUCCCAUUGAUGCCCUUGGUAUAUUUGCUAAAAAGCCAAGGACUUUGCUAUCAUCUAUGCUUGAGUUUACACCUUCCUGGAACUCCAAGGGGUCAAAGCAUCUACAUAACCUAAGCCUCAGUUUCCUUUCCUGUAAUGAGCAUGAUAUCGAUGACCUUAUCAGCCUUUAUGUGUAAUGUGUAUCAAAUAAAUGUUAAUUCUCA
Molecule: messenger RNA, 3508 nt
Organism: Meriones unguiculatus (Mongolian gerbil)
Lineage: Eukaryota; Metazoa; Chordata; Mammalia; Rodentia; Muridae
Product: olfactory receptor 2Y1B-like
Exons: 2
Coding region: 1521-2456 (311 amino acids)
Biological process (GO): G protein-coupled receptor signaling pathway
Cellular component (GO): membrane
Molecular function (GO): olfactory receptor activity; G protein-coupled receptor activity
Source: RefSeq, a predicted model, not a curated record